AUGGCUAGAGAGUCUAGAUCUACUGCAAAAGGCAAGGCCCGAUAUUACAACAGAAUUCGCCGCAAUACCGGGUGCGAAAUUGAGUAUCUUAUUCCUAAUACUCUACAGAAGAAGGAUACAGAUGGCAAGGCGGGACCGCUUGCUACUGCGAUCCUGCAAACCCUAGCAGUUGCCUCUUUUGUGGAGAAAGACCCCGAAACACUCCGUGGCACGAUCGCACAGGCCGUUGAGAGCAAGACAGGACGUAAUCUUGCGGCCCGCUAUCUGAACAAGCCCUGGAUUCUUAGAGUGGAUUGUGACUGGGUCUUGGAGCAAUGCUGCCAGCGCAACGGAAAGACAGUGGAGUGGGCUAAGGAUAGAGCCAAGAAACACAAGGACUACAAGCCUUACUUAGGGGCAGCCGAUUCGGAC
This is a messenger RNA of Coniosporium apollinis CBS 100218, 411 nucleotides long. RefSeq lists its product as uncharacterized. The record is from RefSeq and is a predicted model, not a curated record. Lineage: Eukaryota; Fungi; Ascomycota; Dothideomycetes. The annotation marks the transcript as partial. The transcript has a single exon.